AUGGCCCGCAGCCCCCGCUGGAUCCCGCCGCUAUUGCUGCUGCUGCUGCUGCCGCCGCCGGCCCUGCCCGCAGGGUGUGCGGCCCGCGGGCUCUGCUGCCCCGGCCGCGACCCCGCCUGCCUGAGCGCCGGCCGGCGGCCCGACGGCUCCACCGGGCCCUGCUACUGCGACCAGGCGUGUGUCCGCACCCUCGACUGCUGCCACGACUAUGCCGAGACCUGCCCGGUUAUCCCCUGUGUGGUAUCUCAGUGGAGUGCCUGGAGUGGCUGUGCAGAGCCUUGCAAGACAACGUAUCGUGUCCGGACGAGACACAUCGUCCAGGAGCCCAGGAACGGGGCAGAGGCAUGUCCUGCUCUGGAGGAGAGGGCUGGCUGUGUGGAGUACUGGACUCGGCAAGGAACAGAGUGCAAACAGUCCCUGAUCCCAGCAUUAAUAACUACGGGAGGGUUUGGAAAAGCGAGGAAGAAAAGAGCUGCAGCUGAUGGCAAGGAAAGAGCAGGGUACUGUGUUGAGUUCCAGCUCGUGGCCAUCACGCCGGGCUGCCUGCACAGCCACCACUCGUACACCCGCUGGAUGCGCUACCUCAGGGAGGGCCACACGGUCUGUGUGGAGUGUCAGCACCCGGCCCUGGACUCCAGAAGUCAGCAUUGCUCCGGGGAUGGCACUGGGAGCAGAAAGAAUCAGCUGUUGCACUGGCAGGCGGUGGGGAACCCUCGAUGCAAGGGAACCUGGAGGAGAAUUCGCCAGCUGGACACUUGCUCCUGCCCUUCUGUUCACAGCUUCUUGUUCAUCUGACUUCCCCAGGCAGCCCCAGUGCUGUGGUGCCUCCUCUGGCAGCAGCGGGAGCCCCAGGCAAAGCAGCGACUGCUGAGUGUCAGAGGGGGCACCCGGAAUCCUCUGUCUGUCUGUGCUCCUCGAUUUCCAAAGAAAUCAGGCUGGCUGGGAAGUGCCAGUCUCUUUCUUCCCUGAGAGAGACAUGUCUGACCCUGAUGACUUCUUGCAAAUCCCUCCUUUCUUGAGAGGAUAGAGAAUUUACCAAAUAACAAAUGCGACAGUAAAGGCCGUAAGAACCCA
Messenger RNA from Corapipo altera (White-ruffed manakin), 1074 nucleotides. RefSeq names its product somatomedin-B and thrombospondin type-1 domain-containing protein-like. The record is from RefSeq and is a predicted model, not a curated record. The transcript has 5 exons. The coding region runs from base 1 to 795 and encodes 264 amino acids. NCBI's taxonomy places the organism in Eukaryota, Metazoa, Chordata, Aves, Passeriformes, Pipridae.